AUGGACUCUUCUGAGGAUGCUGAACUUGUGCAGCUGUCCACCCUACCAGGCACCUCAACAGCUGUGGCCAAGGAAUAUACGCUGGAUAUUCCACGAAUACCGAGUGUCGAAUUACCAUUAAACAUAUCCGAAAACCAAGCAAGUGUGUUGAAGGCAAUUAACAUGUGCGGUGGUAUUGAUAAGAUCAAGGAAGCUCUCAAUGAGUAUGGUGAGACGACUGACUCUCAAAAAGGCUUGGAGCUUUACAUGAAUGAAAGUCAAGAUAAUUUAGAUUAUUUUAAUGAACACCCCAUUAUAGGUAAAAAAGUUCCCAACAGAGAUGAAUCUAUUGUUUUAAAAAUACAAAUGCCUAAAGGAACAUUGGCAAACCAUGCAGGCAAUGUGCAGAAAGCUUUAGCAUCUCUCGAUAGUCGUGACGUUCGUAUAAAUCCUGUUGCGAUUAUUAAUAAUACUAUCAAAUUUAGAGAAAUGUCUGACUUUCAAAUACGGCUUGAUAAUGCACCUUCUGCUAAUGAAUUUAAGGAUAGUUUCGGAACUCUGGAUUGGGAUAGUUUCAAAAAAUACGUUAAUUCCGUUCCUGAUAAUGAUCCUAGACCCUUUGAAAAUAUCAGUAAUUUAGUGAUGGACCGCAAUUCAGUUGUCCCAAGUUCAGACUUUCAGUUGCCCCCACCCCCUCGGCUUUCAAUGGUUAGUUUCCCGUUGUUGUAUAGGUACAAGACUAAUCCAUUUGCUACCAAGAAAUCCAGUGGAGCUGUUGAGGUCAAAGGUACAUACAUAAAAAAUCAUCAACAGUUUGUACACGAAAUGGGCGACGAUAUAAAAAUUCCGACGAAGCCCCACGAGCUUGUCGCCAAGGAUUAUGAAGUAGCGCAGAAGAACUUAGUGUGGCCAGGGACAAAAAAGGAGUCGAAAUUUUUUGAAUUAUUACAGAGGUGUCUGGAGACUUUGCAUAAACUCUUCGAUGCUAGGCCUGUAUGGGUAAAAAAGCAUAUUGAUGGAAUUGUUGAUCAAGAGGUACAUCACACACUCAAAAUUGCGUUGGCAUUAAUAUCUUAUAGAUUCACUGUAGGGCCAUGGAGGAAUACAUAUAUAAAACUGGGCCUGGAUCCACGUAGCUCCUCAGAGUACGCAAAAUAUCAAACUGAGUAUUUUAAGAUUGAAAGAAAACUUUUACUCUCAUCAACCAUUCGAAAAAAUAUACCAAGCCCACCCCCGGCUGUGUUCAACUCAAAUAACCCAGGUGAUAUCGAUAGUCGUUUCAAAUUCAAUGGCAAGCAAAUUCCCUGGUAUUUAAUGCUUCAAAUAGAUUUGCUCGUUGAAGAACCGGCUAUAAAGGAGGUAUACGAAAAAGCCGAGUAUUUAACCAAAGCCAAUGAACUUACUGGCUGGUUUACAGAGUUAGAUUUAGCGAAAAUACGAAAAAUAGUAAAGUAUGAGUUAGGAUGUAUGGUUCAGGGAAAUUACAAGUUCAACCAAUACAAACUUAAAUAUUUCAAAACAAUGCUUUAUGUGAAAGAAUCGAUGAUGAAAGCUCAAGGAAAGGAUGCCGACGGAUAUAUAGACAUUAGCGGUUCUGACACAACCAAAAAAGAGUCUGGUCAACGUUUCGCUCGGGAAGAUAGUAAUGUUGAGGAUGAGGAUGAAGAUAAUGGUGUAGAGACGGGUGAGGUUGACGACACUGUUUUAGAAGCUGAGGAAGCGGAUGAUGAUCUUCGAGUAGAGGUGAAUUCAGAUGACGAAGGCGACGAUAUUGCAGAUGACAGCUUUGAUGUCCGAUCAGCCACCUUCCAAGAAAUUAUCAAGCAAAUUGCUAAAUGCGAUCCAGAGAAAGCAAACGUCCUCCAGAAAACGCUUAAUGGCUUUAUCAGCGAAAGUAGCCUGUAA
Zygotorulaspora mrakii is the source of this 1884-nucleotide messenger RNA. It is a transcript of the gene TFC1, whose product is annotated as transcription factor TFIIIC subunit TFC1. The transcript has a single exon. Gene Ontology annotation, cellular component: transcription factor TFIIIC complex. Gene Ontology annotation, biological process: transcription initiation at RNA polymerase III promoter. NCBI's taxonomy places the organism in Eukaryota, Fungi, Ascomycota, Saccharomycetes, Saccharomycetales, Saccharomycetaceae. The record is from RefSeq and is a predicted model, not a curated record. The coding region runs from base 1 to 1884 and encodes 627 amino acids.